This is a messenger RNA of Mytilinidion resinicola, 835 nucleotides long. RefSeq lists its product as uncharacterized. The record is from RefSeq and is a predicted model, not a curated record. NCBI's taxonomy places the organism in Eukaryota, Fungi, Ascomycota, Dothideomycetes, Mytilinidiales, Mytilinidiaceae. The transcript has a single exon. Bases 111 to 596 code for a protein of 161 amino acids.
UGAACGUGCCCACCGCGCAGCUCGCCCUGCUCGAGGCGUGCGGCCCGGGCGACCGCCGCGUGCCGCAGGGCCGCAAGCGCCCCUACACCCGCUUCCAGCGCGAGUACUGAAUGGACGCGCUCAGGCAGCUGCUGCGCAUGGUCGAGGAGAUCAUGGAAGGCGACCCGCGGGAUCGCGGGUAUAACCGGCUGGCCCAGCAGCUGCAGCCCGGCCGCCCGCUCUACUCCGUAAACAGCGUGACGUACGAGCUGGCGGGCACGCUGCCAGAGAGCCAGGCGGGCGUGGUGGCGGCGGCAUUCUUGCGGGAAGCUAAGACGCCCUUCGCGCACUACGGCUGGGGGCUUGACUGCUGGAUGCCGGCGUAUAAGUCGUACCUGGCUGAGUAUCUCAGGGAUGUGCGGCCGAUUUAUGGAGCGUUGUUUGAGGAGCACCGGCAGAAGGAGCUGGCGAGCGCGACGAGGAAAGCAGAAGGGGCGAAGCAGAAGCGGGAGCUGGCAAAGGAAGCGAAGGAAGCGAAGGAGAAGAAGCGGAAGCGGGAGAAAGAGCGGAGGGAAGCUGGCGCUACGAGGCUGAAGAGGUUGAAGAGGGAUUCCUAAAGACGGUGAAAUAUGCGGGUGGUGAAUUUGGUCUUCGAGCUUUAGAUUGAUCUAAAAGCGUUACAAUAGUACCAUCACACCAGAGAUUGGCGAGAACUGUUGCCUCGACUGCAAUUUUGGCUGGUGCGGCGGAGCUUUCCUGGAGGAAUGGUCCCUCCUCUCCUUUCUUCGAUUUUCUUUCCUUGCGAUUUGGACUGUGGUUCGGUAGUUUGCACCUGGGCCCUAUGAAACAGUAAUCA